UAGGUUCGCCCGUCGCACCAUAAUGUCACCACUACUGUUUUCUCCUGACUUGAAGCGGUGGCUGUGCCUUUAAGUCUUCACUCAGGGACCAAAAACACAAACUCAACCUUUUGUUUCGUCAUAAAGACGCGACAGGCCUCUGAGUGCAGAUCUGGAAAUGGGCGAGUCGUCGUGGAAGGCCGCAGAAUUUAAAGUAUCCAAAGAAUAAGAGAUGGGUUUCAUUGCCGCCUGGAGGGUCUGAUUCCCGGGUUUCUGUCGCCUCGCAGCUCCCACCGCGUCCUUGUUUGUCUGCAGGCGGAUGUUGAGGAGCGGAGUGUCGCAUCUUCUGUUUUUUCCUCUGCAGCGUCUUGCUCACAGCUCGGUAAACAGAUGUAACCGGAUCAAUUCAUGCCCUCACACAUUUCAGCUACAAGAACCUGCGCAGUAUAAAGCCUUCAAACAUCAGAACAGCGGAUACAUCGCAGCCAAUGACAUCCCGGAGGACAGAGUACGCAGCUAGCAUGGACACCUCUGCAUCCAGCGCGGGGAGCCGCAAGCAGAGCAUCAUCAACAUCCCCGACAGGAUGGAGCCCUGCUACGACCGCAAAGCGGACACCAAGGGCGGGUACGGAGCCUCUCAGGGCGGCGGCGUGACGGUAACCUCGCUGAAAUCCCGCCUGGCCCCGACGAUCCAGACCGCCAUGUCCGCCGCCGUGGACACGCUGCUGGGAGAGGUGGUGGUCGUGCUGAACGAGACCCAGCAGGAGCUGCUGCACAAGGAGCAGGAGAACCAGAGGCUCAAGGUGCGGCUGGAGGUCUCCGAGAGGGAGCUGAAGACCCUGCAGGAAUGUCUGUGCAGCGCCCAGAAGCUCAUAGACCAGCUGCAGGUCUCCUACACGGGCCCCCAGCAGAUCGGCCAGUCGGUGUUUGGCCCCUCACUCUCUUCCAUGGCUUCUCUGACCCCAGGCUUGGACCGAGACCACCAGAACCCCAGGAACGUGAACGGAGCAGGCGUGGUUCUGGGUCUGGGCGGCUCCGUGGAUGAAUCUCUUCAUGGCUUCGAGCCGAGAGAUGAAUACAAAAUGUGCCAGCUUUCGAUCCAGCCGGACGGCUCCGUGACGAACCACACUCUGGACUCGUUUUCCUCCAGCUCCUCUCACAUGUGCUCAGACACCAGAGGAACGGAUGAGCGACAGCCUCAGGGUCCCAGUGGAGGAUCCAGAUUUGAGAUAAAAGAGGAGCAGGGGCCACCGUCAGGUUCUGGUCAGCCCAAUAGGAAGGACAGCCAGGUUGGGGACGGAGACGGCUCGUCCCUUAAUGUGGGGGACAUUGCUUACGGUCAGGUUGGAGGUGAAGGAGGAACUCUGCGUUCUUUCUCCAACCAGCUACGUCACCAAAGACUCAUGCGUGAGUGUGGCAGUGCCUUGCAGCAGCAGCAGGGAAGUCUUGAUGGACAAAAACCUUUGUCAAGGACUUUUGGAGCAAGUAGAGGUGACACCGUUUCACCAGGCAGAGCCGAGGACCCUGCGGGGCCAUCGGCCCCCGACACCUCUGGGGAGCCCUCGGCGGACCGGCCUCAUCACUGCUUGGAGUGCGGCAAGACCUUCCGUCUGAUCUCCAGCCUGAAGAAGCACAUCCGCAUCCACACGGGCGAGAAGCCGUACCCGUGCGCGGUGUGUGGCCGCCGCUUCCGAGAGUCCGGGGCGCUCAAAACGCACCUGCGCAUUCACACCGGCGAGAAGCCCUACUCGUGCUCCGAAUGCGGCAACUGCUUCCGCCACCUGGACGGUCUGCGCAAGCACCGGCGCACGCACACGGGCGAGAAGCCCUACGUGUGCGCCAUCUGCGGGAAGCGCCUGAGUCGCCUGCAGCACCUCAAGCACCACCAGCUCAUCCACACCGGGGAGAGGCCCUGCUGCUGCCCCUUCUGCAACCGCACCUUCAAGGAGCCCGCGGCGCUGCGCAAGCAUGCCCGGACGCACCGCGACGAGGGCGGCCACAUGGGCAUCGGCCCCAGCGAGGAGACGGACCCAGACGCCAUGGACGACAUCAAUAGCCUCCAUCCCGCGGCUCCCUCUCCUCAGAUGCGGUUCGGGGAAUGGGGGGCGGAGGAGGAGGAGGACGGCUCGGUUGCAGACUGUGUUUAGGGCUGAGCGGAGACUUUUUUUUUUGUUUUGUUUGUUUGUCUUUGAAAUACAAACAAAGCAUGACAGAUAACACCAACGCAUUUCUGUUCCAGACUACCACUUUGACACCCUAAAAUUUCAUUUUUAUGUAUUUUAUUUUAAAAUGUCAACUUUUCCAAAGCCUUCUGUUUGAGUAGUUCAAACAAAGUUGUCGUUUCUACACACAAAUACUCUAAAAAUGUUCCUGCUAGCAGAAAUGGAACCACCAGAUGGGUUCAUGGAGGAGACAAAACAUCAUAAAUCAACUUUUGAUGUCACCUUUAAAAGUAAUCAGUUUUCACAAAACUGCAUGUCUUUAACAAAACCAAAUUUAGAAAUGUUGGAACUGGCAUGAAUUAACUUCAAGAUUCGAUUUAAGGUCAAAAGAGAACUAGAGGUCGACUGUGUCAUAUUUCACCCACAUAUUUAUAUUGAUUUUAAGGAAAUUAUGAAGUUUCAAAUAUGCUUAUAGGUCAAAUGUUUGCCUACACUUGUCAUGGGCAUAAUAAUAAUUAUUUUUUGCCUUUUUAUCUAUUCUCAAAAUUUCAAAAGGAAUCUUUUUCCUGCUGAAACUUCCCACCAUUUGUUGAUUUAAUUAUAAUCAGGAGGUAGAACUCAUUAUUAUUACUGGAUAAUGAAUCAGUAAUAUAUAUUACGAUCGGCAUGUGGUCAAAAUCAAUAGAUGAGUCUCCUAGAUGUUAAAUAAUUUCACUGCACUGCAUUCUGGGAGAUGUAGGCAGAGGAAAAGCUUUAACUUCUCAGGGUUAUUUGUGGGAUCAACAGCUCAGGCACUCUUUGGUUAUUUAGCAACUCACGCACUCUUUGGUUACUUAGCAACUCAAGCACUCUUUGGUUACUUAGCAACUCACGCACUCUUUGGUUACUUAGCAACUCAGGCACUCUUUGGUUACUUAGCAACUCACGCACUCUUUGGUUACUCAGCAACUCACGCACUCUUUGGUUACUCAGCAACUGACGCACUCUUUGGUUACUUAGCAACUCACGCACUCUUUGGUUACUUAGCAACUCACGCACUCUUUGGUUACUUAGCAACUCACGCACUCUUUGGUUACUUAGCAACAAAUAUCAGCAGUUUCAAGUCAGAACUUCUUAAAAAUACCUAAAAAAAUACGACAAAGUGAAGGGAAAACAUGAGUACAACAGCUUGAGAGGAAAUUAUGGAUGGAACAAGAAAGGAUUUGUUCUAGUGUUUUUAUGUUUGACUCCUCCACACACCAUUUGUGUAACUGUGUACAGAUAUUUGUCUCAUUUUACCUUUAGAACUGUUUCUCCAGGAGUUUCCAGGUCGUGGCAGUCUCGAGUGUCUGGAAGAUCCCAACCAAUCAGUGUUGGUUAAAACCUGGACGUAAUUUGGCGUUUCAGCAGGAGAAGGACUCUAAACACAUCCCAUUUGGUUUUAGAUCGGAUUCCUCUGUGUGUGUCUCUCUGUGGAACAAAUCUUUCUCCAGUCUGUAGCCAUCCACCUCAGAAAUUUAUCUACUUUUUGCUUUUGAAUCACUGUUUGGGGUUAUUGAACAUGUCUUAGUAUUUAAGGAAUAUAAACUGAGACAAUAUGAAAAGGAUUUGCAAUCCAGACCAGCCUCCAUGUCUUUGUUUUUAAAGAUGAGAACGAAGACAUGGACAAAAAUCUGUAACAUGGAUUUUUAUUACCUAAAUAAUUGAAACAAUACAGAAAAACAUAUAUCAACACACGCCCACACCCAGUUCGAACCCAUUGUUUUAAUCAUCUUUAUAACUCACUCCAGGCAUUUUUUAAGCGUCUUGCCACUAUUUCAACAAAGCCUUUCUGUUCUAGGAUUAGUUUCACUGUUAUCAGCUGGUUCUUCACCUCCUCUCACCUGUUCUAAAUGUUUCUGUAUAUAGAUAAAAUGAGCUUUGUUUGGUUUUUACUGGGUCUCUUUUUGUAGAUAAAGGUUCUCGUGCAACAAUGACGUAAAACUGUAACGUGAUUUAUGAUUUUAGGACGUCAAAAUGUGAUGUAAGUACUUGACCUUUGAGCGUUUUCAUAAAGGCUGUUGGGGCACUAAGCUUUGAGCUACACGUUGGUGUCAUUUGACAUCUACCAAUAUAAUCUCCAACUAUAUAUAACAGUAUGGUUACUCUCAAAGUCAUUAAAACUUAUUAGAUGAUGUGUAUCCAAGACUUCUCAUGCUAAAGUUGUUUAUGCCCCAGAUAAUCCAUUUUAUUUGACCUUCCAGAAGAACCUGUGCAUGUAGGUUCGAGGAUGACAUUUCUCUUAAAACGUCGAUGCUUCAUAUGAAAUGAGUGAAGUUUUAUAUGCUUUUGUGAACUACAAAAAUAAAUAAAAUCACUUUCAGCUUU
This is a messenger RNA of Gambusia affinis (western mosquitofish), 4487 nucleotides long. Its product is annotated as zinc finger and BTB domain-containing protein 17. Gene Ontology annotation, molecular function: RNA polymerase II cis-regulatory region sequence-specific DNA binding; DNA-binding transcription factor activity. Lineage: Eukaryota; Metazoa; Chordata; Actinopteri; Cyprinodontiformes; Poeciliidae. The record is from RefSeq and is a predicted model, not a curated record. Bases 468 to 2126 code for a protein of 552 amino acids. Gene Ontology annotation, biological process: regulation of transcription by RNA polymerase II. The transcript has 2 exons.